AUGGUCUACUUUCCGUCUGAGAUCGUUGACAUAAUUAUGUCUCAUGUCGGGCCCGAAGACUUCUAUACCCUCUUCCAGUGUGCGCUCGUCAAUCGCCAGUGGUCCAGAGCCGCUCUCCGUGCUUUGUACCGCGCUGAGGGCCUCUUCCCGGGUGUCCACAGAGCGUCUGCAUACGAGCACUCCAAGAUUGUAAGAACACAUAGCAGCGGAAUAGCUGAGUCGUAUGCUGAUAGAGACAUAGUCCAUAAGACCACUUACGUGGGCCAAUUUUUGGUGGACUCUGAUCGUGUCUGCUUUCACCUUCGAGACUUAUCUUCCCUACGCCGCAUUGCUUUCAAGUUGCGGUAUGGUCGCUUCGCGUUCGAGCUCAAAAUCAUUCGUCUUGAGAAUUAUUGCAACAUCUGUGCUGCCGUCGGUUGGGGUAAGUCUUCGAUGACAAACAACGUGACCGUAGGUGCUGAUCGACCCAAGCCAUUUUAG
Molecule: messenger RNA, 480 nt
Organism: Aspergillus fumigatus Af293
Lineage: Eukaryota; Fungi; Ascomycota; Eurotiomycetes; Eurotiales; Aspergillaceae
Product: F-box domain protein
Exons: 3
Coding region: 1-480 (159 amino acids)
Molecular function (GO): protein binding
Source: RefSeq, a predicted model, not a curated record